Molecule: messenger RNA, 870 nt
Organism: Eruca vesicaria subsp. sativa (arugula)
Lineage: Eukaryota; Viridiplantae; Streptophyta; Magnoliopsida; Brassicales; Brassicaceae
Source: the annotation of a GenBank genome assembly
UCGAAGAUAAUUAAGAAUAAAUAGUAAAAUCCAAGUUAGGGGUGCCGUGUAGGAAACAAUCACUAAACCCUAAAUACAUCUUUAAAUAUUCUCUUCCUUCUUUCUUUUCUCAGGCUUUGAUCACCAAACCCUACUUUCUCUUGAUCAUCGAUUCGGUUCUUCUUCAGAUACUAAUCGAAUCGCCAUGGCAAAAAGCUCCUUCAAGCUUUCUAAUCCUCUGGAGGUUAGAAUGGCUGAAUCUAGUCGUAUCAGAGAGAAAUACCAAGACAGAGUUCCUGUGAUCGUGGAGAAGGCUGGACAGAGUGAUGUUCCUGACAUUGACAAGAAGAAGUAUCUCGUGCCAGCUGAUCUAACCGUUGGACAAUUUGUGUACGUUGUGCGCAAAAGAAUCAAGCUUGGGGCUGAGAAAGCAAUCUUUGUCUUUGUCAAGAACACCUUACCCCCAACUGCUGCUUUGAUGUCUGCAAUCUAUGAAGAACACAAGGACGAAGAUGGGUUUCUCUACAUGACAUACAGUGGAGAGAACACAUUUGGAUCUGCCUGUUGAAUACCUUUGCUUUGACAGUUUGAUCUUCUUCGUGAUGAUUGAUAUUCUGAUUGUACAUUCGCUUUCCCCCUCUAGCCUUUGCUCUGAUUCCUCAACCUUAAUAAUCUCUUUUACUUUCUUUAGUACGCUCUGUUAGGUACACUUUUUAAUCAUCACAAUAAGAUGAAAACGUUACUGCAAGAUUACAAACCAUGAUAAGAGUAUAAAUUACAAAUGAUUUGAGAAAUAGUGGUGAAUACUCUGGUUUUGAUUCUCAAAAAUCUCAAAUUGUCUUUGUAAUUAAGGAUUGUCUGAUAUGAAUGUGAAGAAUAAGAGCAUCUAUG